This is a messenger RNA of Nicrophorus vespilloides, 917 nucleotides long. It is a transcript of the gene Blos1, whose product is annotated as biogenesis of lysosome-related organelles complex 1 subunit 1. The transcript is spliced from 3 exons. The record is from RefSeq and is a predicted model, not a curated record. Gene Ontology annotation, cellular component: BLOC-1 complex. Lineage: Eukaryota; Metazoa; Arthropoda; Insecta; Coleoptera; Silphidae. The coding region runs from base 94 to 474 and encodes 126 amino acids. Gene Ontology annotation, biological process: endosomal transport.
ACCUGUCAAAAGUUAAUCAUAUGUUGUUGUUGAUAUACGUAAACAUUCAUUAAUUUCUGCAAUAAUUAAUUAAUUCGCAAGUCCAAUCUCAAGAUGUUGUCCUCUAUGGUCAAGGAGCACCAUCAGAAGCAGGUUGUCCGUAAGGAAUUGCAAGAAUCGAAAAGAAAAGAUGCCUGCGCCGCUGCCAGCGACCUGACCCAAGCCUUGGUGAACCACUUGAACGUUGGGGUGGCCCAGGCCUACUUGAACCAAAAAAGAUUGGACGCAGAGGCGAAGCAGCUGCACACGAGCGCAACGAACUUCUCCAAGCAGACGCAGCAGUGGUUGACUCUGGUGGAGACGUUCAGCAGCGCCCUCAAGGAGAUCGGAGACGUGGAGAAUUGGGCGAAAACAAUCGAGGGAGACGUGCGGACCAUCUCCAUGGCGCUCGAGAGCGUCUACAAAACGUCGCAGGAGAACGCUCAAUCCCAAUAGGAUGUUGCUUAGCAACGAUCAAACAAACAAACAAAGAAAAGACACACUCAGACACAUUCUUUUAUUAUUAUAUUGAGCUCAAGAUAUUGAACUGAAGAGUUAUCUAAAUGUAAGAAUAUUGUCUGAAAGUGAACAAAGCAUUUAUUGGAUCGUUAAUCUUUUAUUAGAUUAAAGUAAGCAGCAUUAACAUUGCAGAUAUUCUUGGGUGGUGAAUAACGAUCAUACUUUAAUUCCGAUCAGUUCAUUAACAUUUAAGAAGACUAUUUCCAAUUGAAAAUGCUUGUUUUUCUUUUCGUUGUUCAAGUAAUUUCCGUAUGUCUAUUGUUAGCUGUAAAUUGUGAACUUUCAAAUCAGUUUUAGGUGUAUUAAGAGAAUAUAAGAAGACAAAAGAAAUUGUUGAUUAUUGACGAGAUCCAAGUGGCCGAUGUUCCUCAAACAAAAAC